AGGGCUGGAGCCCAGCAGGAAGUGCUGCCAGGGAGCGGGGAGCCCCAGACACAGUUACAGGUACAGGGGUGCAUGGCCAACUUUGCUUUACAUUUGUGCUUUGUAAGCCAACAGAGUUAGAGGCAGAUGAAAGUGCAUGGUGGGGGUUGCUGCAGGUUUGCAUCACUUGUGCCCAGAGACCACAAAGCCUCUGAGAUGGCCUCUGGGAAGGCAGGCACUAGGGACAUCAAAAUGGUGCCCUGGGCUGGGAGAUAUGAUGCUUGCCAUAGUGGUAGAUGAGGAGUCGGUGGGGUAGGAGGCAGAAAGACACAAAGAGAUGGUGCAGAAUGGACUGGGGGCAGAACUCUGUUGGGGUCCAGGUGCACUGGUGAGUACAUCAGGUAUGGAAUGGUGUGAGGAUGUCUUCAGUGCUGUGGGCCUGGGGGUCCCUGGGCAGGGGGACAGCAAGAGCCUCCAGUUGCACCCAAGCUGCUUGCUGGCAAGGCAGUGUGCGCAAUUUGCUUGUUACUGUGGCAAGGCAGAGGUUUCCUCCCUUUACAUUACUUGGCUUGUGCGUGUUGGGGAAGGUCAAGUCACCAGGACAAAAGAGCUGAGCGGGAAAUAUGGUGUUCUCCAUUAAAAUUCCUUUAGGAAAAAUGCUAGUAGGAAAUAUAUAUACAUGUAUAUCAUUCUACAUGAAGUCUUCUUCAGAGGUAUAAUUUUAGGUGGAAAGAAUGAAAGUACGAGGCAAAAUGAGAAGUGCCGCAAGGUAGAUAUCAGGAAAAAUUCCUUCUCAGAAGGAUUGGUGAGGCAGUGGCACAGGCUGCCCAGGGAGGUGGUGGAGUCACCGUCCCCAGGGGUGUGGAUGUGGCACUGAGGGACAUGGUUAGCGGGCAUUGGUGGGGAUGGGAUGGUACUUGGGGUGGAUGAUCAUUGAACUCUUUUCCAACCUUAAUUCUAUGAUUCUGUGGUAGAGGUGGAAGGUCCGUGCUGUGCUGCAGCCUGGGGCUUGUCCUCAGCCUGGGCACUGCUGUGAGAGUGUGGCAGGAGCUGGGGCUGGGAGUGCUACUGGCUUUGGUGGGGAAACUUAGAGCUGGUCUCCAGCUUAGGGCUCUAAGGUUUUUAUCUCUGGGUUUGAAACAGUGAUGACUGUGGCCUAACUCAGUUAUUUGCUUAUCUGGGUGAAUAAUUUGAGCAUCAACUUAAAGUGUUUGUUACGUUCUUACAUAGGUAAGGAAAUGCAUUGCUCCUGUGUGCCAGUUCAGGACAGGCUCCUGCCAGGGGCCAGGAUGCUGUGGGUGGCCCUGGCUGUCCCCCAGCUGGGCUCUGUCCCUGCCAUGUCCCUGUCUGCUCCUCACACUGUUAUCACCUUUGAAUCAUAGAAUAUCCCAAGUUGGGAGGAUCAUCAAGUCCAACUCCCAGCUCCACACAAGACUACCCUUUCUCUGCAGGGUGGGGCUGGAUGGGAAGAGGCACUCAGCAUUACCCACCUGCACUUACAUAGACCAAAAAAUGGCCAGUGCCAGACAAGGGGGAAAAAAUAAAGUCUGGGAAGCCACCCCAACACACCUUUUUGUCACCUGAAAUACUCAUUUGCCCCUAAAUUGGGGAAAUUGGGCUAACCUCAGGGCACAUGUGUGGUGCAGUGUCUCUCUUCCUCUCCUCAUGACACAAGAAAACACUGAGCAAGGACUCUUCCCAUCGUAUGCUGUGCUGCUCGGCUCGUGGCCUCGCCUGCUGACUGCAUGGAAAGCACGGCCGGCUUCCUGCCCGCUGAUGAUAGCAUCAGCUCUUACUCAUUUUUAAUCAGCUCUGAAAACAGCAGCCAGUUUCAUGCUGGAAAAGAGGCAUCAGCCCCAGACCUGCAAUCCUUUCCUCAGCAGGCCAUGUCCUCCUCCAUCAGAAUCGAAUCUGUCGUGAAGGAGAAGAACCGGAUGGGAGAAUGCCCGGUGUGGGAAGAAUGGGAGAAUGCGCUCAUCUAUGUUGACAUUAACAGCCAGAAAGUCUGUCGCUGGAGCGCGGUCAGCUGCGAGGUGCAGUGUGUGUCUGUGGAUGCCCGUGUCAGCUCCGUGGCCCUGAGGCAGCAUGGGGGCUACGUCAUCACCCUGGGGACCAGGUUUGCCUUUCUGGACUGGGACAGCCAGAAGGUCACCACCAUCCUCGAGCUUGAGCAGGAUAAACCCAACAACAGGUUCAAUGAUGGCAAAGUGGAUCCAAAGGGGAGGUACUUUGCUGGCACGAUGGCUGAGGAGACAGCACCAGGGGUCCGAGCAAGACGGCAAGGGGCUCUCUAUACUCUUUUCCCUGACCUAUCAGUAAUAAAACAGUUAGACCAAGUGGACAUCUCCAAUGGUCUGGACUGGUCCCUGGACCACAGGACCUUCUUUCACAUUGACAGCCUGGCGUACGCUGUGCAUGCCUUCAACUAUGAUGUGCACACUGGAAAGAUCGUCUGCCCCAGACUCGUGUACCACUUGGAGGAGGAGGAGCGGAUGCCCGACGGGAUGUGCAUCGAUGCAGAGGGGAAGCUCUGGGUGGCCUGCAUUGAUGGCGGAAGAGUGAUCCGCAUCGAUCCGGAGACAGGAAAAAGAAUCCAAACUGUGAGGCUGCCAACUUCAAGGAUCACCUCCUGCUGCUUUGGAGGAAAGGACUACGCGGAGAUGUAUGUGACAUCUGCCUACGAUGGGCUGGACGAGGCCACCCUUGCCAAGGAGCCCCAGGCAGGAGAGAUAUUCAAGAUAACAGGCCUGGGUGUUAAAGGGAUCCCACAGAAUUUUUUUGCUGCUUAGAAGUCAUCACUAAGUAACAGAUGAGAAGUGCUUGCCUCUUGUAGUAAUUCUGGGAAGGAGAAGUUCAAUGAACUACGGAAUCCAUCCCUGUGAAGAUUUCUAAACCCAUGCUUGAGAAUGUGCUUGUUUGGAACUGAAGAUAUUCCUUCUUCUGUGGGCCCAUGGCAAGCUACAGUAGGUCAGAGAGGUAAAGUGUUACAACUUGACAUCUUUUGUAACUUUACAUAAACCUCUUUGCGCUUGAGCUUAGUUUUUUUUUUUUUUUUGAGCUUUCUGAUGACCAGCUCUGGAUUUCCAUGUCUCUGUGGUUCCCAAAGCAGAUCUGACUGCUGGUCUGUCUCUUCAUGAGACGAUGCAAGAGAAACGAUAUGGCUGAUUUUAAUACACAUCUUGAGAGUGAUAACUGGAACAGGACUGCUCCUUUGCUGCGGGCUUUCAUCUCUUAUUUGAAGUAUUCAGGCUCCAAUUUUAGGUCCUAGGCUGCAUGCAUUCAUUUCCAUUUGCUUUGUCACAAAUUCUUCUAUUUUGCCUCUAGGCCAUCAUUCAUACCUUGAAAAUAAACUACACAACCACAUUUAAAA
This is a messenger RNA of Gallus gallus (chicken), 3349 nucleotides long. RefSeq names its product regucalcin like (gene RGNL). Gene Ontology annotation, biological process: L-ascorbic acid biosynthetic process. The record is from RefSeq and is a predicted model, not a curated record. Bases 1725 to 2768 code for a protein of 347 amino acids. The transcript is spliced from 7 exons. Gene Ontology annotation, molecular function: calcium ion binding; enzyme regulator activity; gluconolactonase activity. Lineage: Eukaryota; Metazoa; Chordata; Aves; Galliformes; Phasianidae.